AUGACCCAACAAGACUAUAAGAUUAUCUCCCAUGAAAAACGGCUGCGGAGGAGCCAAAAAAUUCCCCCAGCCUGGAUACUUGACCAAGAAAUGCUCCACGGCUCCAUUAACCUUUUUGAUGUACCACCCACCUGUGGGAUCUUAAGCGAGACUGAGAUCGAAAUCACGUCCAACUACGACGCAACAGGUCUUCUGAUGGGUCUUAAAGUUGGCACUUGGUCUGUUGAGCAAGUCACCACAGCUUUUUGCAAGCGAGCAGCUAUUGCUCAUCAGAUGGUGAAUUGUUUGACAGAAAUCUUUUUUGAUCAGGCGAUCGAGCGUGCUCGCCAACUUGAUAAACAGCGACUCGAUUUAACGGAUGGCAAGACGCUCCCGCCACUCUUUGGCCUGCCCGUUUCACUCAAAGAUACUUUUCAAGUUAAAGGGCAUGAUACCUCAACCGGUUUGGCUUGCUAUGUCAAUGCGCCAGCCGAAGAACACAGCGCUAUUGCCGCCAUGUUGCUUGAUCUUGGCGCCAUUCUUUACUGCAAGACAAAUGUCCCGCAGUUAGUCAUGACCGCCGACAGCGACAAUAAUGUAUUUGGAAGGACACUCAACCCUAUAAAUGCCUCCAUAACUGCCGGUGGUAGCACAGGCGGUGAAGGUGCACUGCUCGCCCUUAGAGGAAGCGUUCUUGGAGUUGGUACAGAUAUAGGCGGAAGUAUCCGUGUGCCGGCUCUUUGUAACGGAAUUUAUGGGUUGAGGCCGAGUGCAGGCCUGAUUCCUCACGGUGGCACGCGUGACCUUACUGAACCAGGCACAGACGGAGUAAGGUCGAGUGUUGGACCAAUGGCAACUACGUUCCGAGACUGUGUUCUCUUUCUGAAGUCAAUCAUGAAGGCCGGUACAUGGAAGUAUGACAGCGCUGUUAUCUCGUUGCCAUGGAUAGAUCUCAAAGCCGCAAAGACCUUGCGAAUUGGUGUAGUUGAAGACGAUGGUGUCUACACCCCGGUUCCACCAGUGAGAAGGGUCCUGAAGAAGGCAGUUGAUCAACUUCGACAGAGUAAUGCUGUUGAAAUUAUCCCAUUGACUCUACCAAACGUCAAGAAUUUGUGUGAAGACCUUUUGACGUACUUUACUUUAUUGGGAGACGAGAAUUACCUUGAACAGUUUAGCCGAACUGGAGAGCCUGUGGUGCCAUCUCUCAAGACAAUUGGCCUCCUGUCAAGAGAAAAAACAACUCUCAAAGGCUUCUUCGACUUGAACGUACGUAGGGCGGAAGCUGCAAAGGUAUAUCUGCGCCUCUUUUGUGACAACAAUCUAGAUGCUAUCUUGAUGCCUCCAGCACCCCAUACUGCGCUGCCCUUGGAUACUUGGACGAGUAUUACAUACACAGGGUUGUGGAACUACCUUGACUACCCAGCAGUAGUCAUACCUAUAGAUGUUGUAACAGAUUCAGAUUCCAAAGACGAUCUCAGUAACGCGAAAAACGGUACCCAUGACGCCGAAGUUUAUAAACUAUAUACAGGGCCAGACCUUUAUAAAGGCCUCCCAAUCGCCGUUCAGGUGGUUGGGUACCGGCACCAGGACGAAGCACUGGUUGCUACGGCAGGGAUGCUGGAUUCAAUCAUUAAUGGUGAGCGGUUAUAA
This is a messenger RNA of Trichoderma virens Gv29-8, 1629 nucleotides long. RefSeq lists its product as uncharacterized. The record is from RefSeq and is a predicted model, not a curated record. The transcript is spliced from 4 exons. Bases 1 to 1629 code for a protein of 542 amino acids. NCBI's taxonomy places the organism in Eukaryota, Fungi, Ascomycota, Sordariomycetes, Hypocreales, Hypocreaceae.